AUGGAGAUUGCAUCGAGCACCAUGAAUAUCGACGUUGUUCGAUUCGUCUACGAAAACAAAUAUAGAGAUCUGACGCGAAUAUCUUCGAAUGUCUCGUUUUAUGGGCUGCUCAUGACACUGAGUAUUGAGUUUGUCGAGAUUCUGCUUACCAACAACGUCUACAAUUAUUCCCAACAGGCAUUCAUUGAUUUUACAUUGCAACUAACACAAAUGAAUCCAGAAAAGUUGACAUGGGAUCAUCUUCAAAUGUUUAAUUACAUUCAUAAUCGAUUCGAAUCAAAGUCAUCAAUGUCGUCAUUAUCUUUGUCGCUGUCGUCGUCAUCCUCCUCGUCGACCAAUCAGAAAAGUGUUAUGGACUUUUGCUGUGAAGCUAUCAAUUUGUUUGAUGAAUCUCCACAAGAUCAGUUCGUUCUACUUCAAGUAUAUAGUUCUGCAUUGUCCUUUCAAGAUCGUCGAUAG
This is a messenger RNA of Heterostelium album PN500, 459 nucleotides long. RefSeq lists its product as uncharacterized. The record is from RefSeq and is a predicted model, not a curated record. NCBI's taxonomy places the organism in Eukaryota, Evosea, Eumycetozoa, Acytosteliales, Acytosteliaceae. The transcript has 2 exons. The coding region runs from base 1 to 459 and encodes 152 amino acids.